Zea mays is the source of this 940-nucleotide messenger RNA. Its product is annotated as L10-interacting MYB domain-containing protein-like. The record is from RefSeq and is a predicted model, not a curated record. The transcript is spliced from 2 exons. Bases 25 to 894 code for a protein of 289 amino acids. Lineage: Eukaryota; Viridiplantae; Streptophyta; Magnoliopsida; Poales; Poaceae.
UAUUGUGUUUUUAUUUACUAAAGUAUGGCUGAGAAGACAAUUUGGGGUGAUGACCUUGUGAAGCACUUGAUUGAUGUUUGUAAGGAAGAAAUUUUAGCUGGGAAUAGGCCUCAAGGUAUUUUCACUAGAAUUGGUUGGAAGAAUGUGGAGGAUAAAUUUUUUGCAAGAACGAAAAAGAAAUGCACGAAGACACAAUUGAAGAAUAAAUUAGACAAUCUGAAGAAAGAUUUUACACAAUUUAUGGAAUUGAAGAUUGCUGCCACUGGACUUGGGUGGAACGAGGCAAAUCAAACUGUUGAUUGCUCUAACACAUGGUGGGAUGAACACCUUGAGAAAUGCAAUAAUCCUGAGAGGGGUACGAAGUGCAACCAUGUGAGGUUUCGGAAACAUGGACCAAAACACCUUGAUGAUUUGCACUUCUUGUUUGACAAGGUGCAUGUCACGGGUGCUACUGCAAUGUGUCCAGGAGAUGUUUCUUCAUGUGAUUCCUCUAGUGAUGACGUGUUAGAGGUCACAGAGAAAACCGAUGAAGCUUGCAACAAACCGAAACCGAAGAAGCGCAAACAAAUGUCCGGAGCAGCUCAAGAGAAGGAAGAGAAGAGUCCAUUUUAUCAGAUGUACAAGAACACUUGUAUGAAGAUUGAGAGUGCAGUUGAAAAAAUAAGCACAAGUGUUGAGGCAUCAUCAGCUCCUCUCCAAGCCAACCUAGUGCCAACUAUUGCAGAGGCUAUGAAGAUGGUGAAAGCAUGUGGGAUUCAAGAGAAAACUGCUAUGAUGCACACAGCCACUUCAUUGAUUAUGAAGGCUGAAUUUAGAGAGAUACUAUUUGCUCUUGAAACAAAUGAAGGAAGGUUUGAUUUAAUUGAAAGAGAGCACAAGAAGUCAACCACAUGAUCAUCUUUUUCCUUGUAUCCUUGUAAGAUGGUGAAAGCAUGUGAAA